Molecule: messenger RNA, 5110 nt
Organism: Lemur catta (Ring-tailed lemur)
Lineage: Eukaryota; Metazoa; Chordata; Mammalia; Primates; Lemuridae
Gene: GRHL2
Product: grainyhead like transcription factor 2
Exons: 16
Coding region: 337-2208 (623 amino acids)
Biological process (GO): brain development; neural tube development; regulation of transcription by RNA polymerase II
Cellular component (GO): nucleus
Molecular function (GO): DNA-binding transcription activator activity, RNA polymerase II-specific; RNA polymerase II cis-regulatory region sequence-specific DNA binding
Source: RefSeq, a predicted model, not a curated record
CUGGCGAGAAAGUUACCUGUGGCCGCCCAAGUCCGCCACUUUCUGCUCUGUGUCUGCCCAUUGCCACGAUCCAGGAGGACUCCGCGCCGCCCGGCCGCCUCCGAGCUCGGGCCCCAUGUGAGGGGCCCUCCCCUAUCCCACCUUUCCGGCUAGGUGAGGGCGCGAGCGGGCGAGCGAGCGAGAGUGGUGAGGGGGGACGGAAAAGCAGAAUUACCUGUAGCUCUUGUUCUGCCAUCUCGGGCGCUCUCACACACCUUCACCUGCACAGACUUGAAAGUCCAGUUUCACCAGAGGCUGAGGCUCCAGGAAAAGGGGAGCGAGUUCAUUGGAUCAAACAUGUCACAAGAGUCGGACAAUAAUAAAAGACUAGUGGCCUUAGUGCCCAUGCCCAGUGACCCUCCGUUCAAUACCCGAAGAGCCUACACCAGUGAGGAUGAAGCCUGGAAGUCGUACUUGGAGAAUCCCUUGACAGCAGCCACCAAGGCGAUGAUGAGCAUUAAUGGUGACGAGGACAGUGCUGCUGCCCUCGGGCUGCUCUACGACUACUACAAGGUUCCUCGAGACAAGAGGCUGCUGUCUGUGAGCAAAGCAAGUGACAGCCAAGAAGACCAGGAUAAAAGAAACUGUCUUGGCACCAGUGAAGCCCAGAGUAAUCUGAGCGGAGGAGAGAACCGAGUGCAGGUCCUAAAGACUGUUCCGGUGAACCUCUCCCUAAAUCAAGACCACCUGGAGAACUGCAAGCGGGAACAGUACAGCGCCAGCGUCCCCGAGAGCCCGGCCAUCAUCCCGGUGUCGGGGAUCACCGUGGUGAAGGCCGAAGACUUCACGCCGGUUUUCAUGGCCCCGCCUGUGCACUACACCCGGGGAGACGGGGAGGAGCAGCGAGUGGUCAUCUUUGAACCGACGCCGUAUGACGUGCCCUCCGCGGCCGCCCACGGCGCCUACCUCAAGGAGGACCAGCGCAGCACGCCGGACAGCACCUACGGCGAGGGCUUCAAGGACGCAGCCGCAGAGAAAUUUCGGAGUGUUUCCGUUGGGGCUGAGGAGUACAUGUAUGACCAGACAUCCAGUGGCACGUUUCAGUACACCCUGGAAGCCACCAAAUCUCUCCGUCAGAAGCAGGGGGAGGGCCCCAUGACCUACCUCAACAAAGGACAGUUCUAUGCUAUAACGCUCAGCGAGACCGGAGACAACAAAUGCUUCCGGCACCCCAUCAGCAAAGUCCGGAGUGUGGUGAUGGUGGUCUUCAGUGAAGACAAAAACCGAGAUGAGCAGCUUAAAUACUGGAAGUACUGGCACUCUCGGCAGCAUACGGCGAAGCAGAGGGUCCUCGACAUUGCUGAUUACAAGGAGAGCUUUAAUACGAUCGGAAACAUUGAAGAGAUUGCAUAUAAUGCUGUUUCCUUUACCUGGGAUGUGAACGAAGAGGCUAAGAUUUUCAUCACCGUGAAUUGCCUGAGUACAGAUUUCUCCUCCCAAAAAGGGGUGAAAGGACUUCCCUUGAUGAUUCAGAUUGACACAUACAGUUAUAAUAAUCGUAGCAAUAAACCCAUUCAUAGAGCUUAUUGCCAGAUCAAGGUCUUCUGCGACAAAGGAGCAGAAAGAAAAAUCAGAGACGAAGAGAGGAAGCAGAACAGGAAGAAAGGAAAAGGCCAGGCCUCCCAAACCCAAUGCAAUAACUCCUCUGAUGGGAAGUUGGCUGCCAUACCCUUACAGAAGAAGAGUGACAUCACCUACUUCAAAACCAUGCCCGAUCUGCACUCACAGCCUGUUCUCUUCAUACCUGACGUUCACUUCGCAAACCUGCAGAGGACCGGACAGGUGUAUUACAACACGGAUGAUGAACGAGAAGGUGUCCUGGUUAAGCGGAUGUUCAGGCCCAUGGAAGAGGAGUUUGGUCCAGCACCUUCUAAGCAGAUGAAAGAAGAAGGGAUGAAGCGAGUGCUGCUGUACGUGAGGAAGGAGACUGACGAUGUGUUUGAUGCUCUGAUGUUGAAGUCGCCCACGGUGAAGGGGCUGAUGGAAGCGAUAUCUGAGAAAUAUGGGCUGCCUGUGGAGAAGAUAGCAAAGCUUUACAAGAAAAGCAAAAAAGGCAUCUUGGUGAACAUGGACGACAACAUCAUCGAGCACUACUCGAAUGAGGACACCUUCAUCCUCAACAUGGAGAGCAUGGUGGAAGGCUUCAAGAUCACGCUCAUGGAAAUCUGAGCCCGGGGUUGGCACCCCCUUGGCAGGAGCUCACAGUGCAUUCCCCCCUGGGAGAGAUGGAGGCCCCGGACCCCAGAAACCCAUCUCGCCCCUCUCACGACUGCUGUUACAAGACUGCACAGGCCCCACUGACCGCCAGUGUGCUUGGCCCAUCCACCAGCUCCUACCACAGACCUGAAGCCUGAGCCCCUCAGGAAGAUGCCUUGGGCCUGGUGGAUUCUUAUUUAUUGCCCACCUUUUUCCAGAGCCCGGGGUCCAGGCCCGCCAGGACUCUGCGAGUCACUGCUGGCUCCAAGUGAGACCGUCCAGAGUUCCCUGUGUAGGAGAAGCACUCCUUCCGAAGAGCCUGAAACAUUCUCAUCCCAUUUUCUCACCUCUCCACAUCCCCUGAGUGGCUGGACAAAAUGAGCUACUUCCCUGUGCAGUAGUCACAGGUGGGGUAAGAGGUAGACGCCCCCUACUGGUCAAAACCUUCAGGCUGCUUGGAGAAGGUUGUCUUGCUAAAUACCUCCAGGGGUUCCCGGCGGCGAGUGGCCACCAGGCCUUGUACAGGAAGACAUUGAGCUACCAUGUAAUUAGUAACUAACACAGGACGUAUGCCUGACUCGCAUGUACAUAGUGUUUAUAAUAUUGCAAUAAUAUAUUUUACCUGUGGUAUGUGGGCGUGUUUACUGCCCCUGGCCUAGGGGAGGCACAUACCUGGAGACUCCGUUCUCUGUAAGGAGUUUCGGCCUCUGUGCCUGCUGAGGAGACAUGCUGCGCAAGGGAAGGGGUGUCAGGUGGCUGCAACGGGUGCCAAGAUGGACUCUCCAGCAGGUAUGCCUAGGGACGCGUCCCCUGUCCCCAGAGAAGCCUCCUCUCCCUCUCCAUGGGCUCGACUCUCCCCAAGGCCACCAUGUGCAUAUCAUGCUGAUUUGCUUUGCUUGACUCUUCCUUUGAGCUGUCGCGUGGGAAAGGUCAUAUUGUCCCUGCUCCUUCUCAGCUUGGGCAUCAGGCACUGCCUGCGCUUUCCAGAGAGGCUCUGUAGGGGUUUUGUCAUCAGGCGCCUGUCGCUGGGGCCUGCUGCAGGCUAUCCUGAGAACCCGGGACACUGUGUAGCGCCUCACAGUUUACAAGCAUGUCCUUCAUCUCACGUGGCCCCUUAAACGCCCAACUGCGGUUCUGAGAGCCGUGCCAACAGCGCAGCUCUGAACCGGCAGGCCAGGCCUUCCUCGCGGGCCUCAGGACGGACAGAGAGGAUUAUCUGCCUGGCUUUGGGUGCUGGGCUUUCAGGAGGAGAGUGAGCGAGAAUGCACCGUGAGCCCUGGCCCCUCGGAAUCCUGCCUCACACAGGAGGAGAGGGGGAAGAGAGGGCUGCGUCCUCCUGCUCCUGGGAGAUGAAGAGGAGAAAGACACUCCCCUAAACAAUCACGGGAGAUGAACUGUGUGGGCCAUGUUCUCUCUGAGGGGACAGGUAGGUGGUUUAGGGGUCUGCAGUCACCCUUGCAGGCUGGAGCACUAGCUUUUUGGUAGCCAGACACAUUCUGCACCCAAGGCCCCAGCUCUAGGGUGGGUUCCACGAGAUUUGUUUGUAAAGCACUUUGUGUCUCACCUGGAGGCCCUUCUCUCAGGGCUCCCCGUGCUCCCCCGUCUGCCCCUGAGGUCCAGAGCAGGAUGGGGGGGGCUGCUUCUAGCUUAGCCGUUUCCCCUUGAGGCUGCAGAGGAAUUGGAUGGAACAGAGAGCAGGUGCUGUGCCCAAGAAGAUCCCUGCAUGGUGGUAAGGGGGUGCCCUCCCGUGUGUCCUCUGUGGCACCCCUUCCUGAGGUGCCCAAGGUUUGCAUCCCGUAUUCAGCUCUGCUCCAGGCUGUCCCCUCCUCUGUGCCGACAGCCGUACCCUGGGCCACCCUGGGUACCAGUGGGGCUGUGUUCUAAGAUGGACAAGUUCAGUGUUGGAAAUACAUAUGUACUAUGCACUUCCCGCGCUCCUUGGGUUAGGAACAGCGAUUGGCAGAUGUAGCAGCACAUACUACUGGGCUGGGGGCUAGGACUCCAGAGUAGGGAAAAGACAAAAGUUUUGGCAGCCUGACCCAGGCUAGCCACCCUUCUCUCUCCAGCCUCUUUGGAAAGCUGUUUGUUGGUCCUGCCCCAAGGCAGAUGAAGCAGAGAUGGUUUUGCAUUUGUCCUAAGUCCCUGAGCAAUCACUGUGGCGACCAUUGCCAGAACAAAGGAUAUGAGGCAAGUGCCACCGAAGGGUGGUGCAGAGUGCCACGUCCCUUCUGACCUGUUCCCGUCUGCAUUCCCGGAGCGCCCUUGGCUCAGCUUUGAGGUGUCCUGCGUUGUGUACUAGCAGAGCUUUGAUGAGCAAAAUAUCCCGAGCAAAAACACUCCAGGAAGAUUGGAGAGCUUGCCUCCUCUUCCUUGUUGUCCCUUAACUUAAUCACACUCAAAUAAAUAAGCUUUUUCUUUUUUAAAUCCAUGGGAGACGGGGGACAUGUGAAGCAAGUGUUUGUCUUACACAUCCCCAAAUUGUUCAGACUUUACAGGUGUUCGGAAAUUGGGACCAACAGAAAAUUGCAGUCAGAUGUCUUCUUGGAAUUGGUUCCCAAAAGACUAAGGCACGUCCCAGCCCAGAAACUUAGGAAGCGUGAAAUGAAUCAAACAUUUAUUUUCCUUCUUAUUUAAAAUCAUGAAAAUGCAACAGAAAUAGAGGGUUUGUGCCAAAUUCUAUGAACAGCCCUUUCUUAAAGACAAGCAAGGGAGAUUGAUGUAUGUACAAUUUGCUCUCCUGUUAAAAAAAGAAAAGGUAAAUGUAACUUAAUAGUUUUGUAAAUGGGAGAUGGGGAAUCUAUAAACUAUAAAUACAGUUAUUUUAUUUUUUGUACAUUUUUAAGAAAAAAAUAAAUAUUCAUAACAGAAGACUAAA